AAUUGGUGUCCACGCAUUUCUUUGUAAAAGCGUGUUCAAAUUCAACAUCACUGACCUAUAUGAUUCCACACGUAAUGAAUAAAUUGACCAACAACCUCAAAGUUUCUAUUUAUGAUCUAUCAUGUAAACAUAGGGGAAGACUUAACAAGAAAAGUUUGUCAAGUUGCCAGAAAAGGAAAAGAAUUGAAAUGGCGGAGAUAGCUGUGGGUAUAGUUAUUGAUAGAUUAAUUUCAUUCCUUGGUGCGGAGGUGAAACUGUUUGGACGGCUUAAGAAAGAAGUUGAAGACAUCCGGAUCGAGCUCGACUACAUUGCUUGUUUCCUUAGACAAACUGAUCCAAUGGUUGAUAAAGAGGAUUCCAAUGGUGGCUUCAAACUAUGGGCGCAACAUGUAAGGGAGGUGGCUUUUCAGAUAGAAGAUGUUAUGGAUGAAUACAAGCUUUAUCAUGUUCCACUUGCACAAGAUCAGCAGCAGCAAGGUUUAAUGGCUUCCCUGAGCAGAAUAGCUCAUAUGGUCCGGACUGUGAAAAGGCAACUCCGGGCAGCAUCAAAGAUCAGAGAUAUCAAAACAUCUGUUAAUGAAAUCAAGGAAAGAAGUGAAAGAUACGGGUUCAACACCCUGCAACGUGUUCCAGGUGAGAACUAUAACAAGCCGAUUGACCCUCGAAUGGGACUUCAUUUUGUCGACAGUGAAGCACUCGUGAGCAUUGAUUCUUCUCGACAAGAAUUGGCCGAUAGAUUGGCAGAUGCAGAGCUGAAACGCACAAUUGUUUCAGUAGUAGGGAUGGGAGGGGUCGGGAAGACGACCCUUGUUAAGAAAGCUUUUGAUGAUAAAAUCAUGGUGGGACAGUUCGACUGCCAUGCUUGGAUCACCGUCUCUCAAUCAUACAGAGUGGAGGUGUUGCUAAGGACCAUGAUGAAGCAGAUGUAUGAGUCUCGAAAGCAGUCCCCACCUGUUAGGGUCGACACAAUGGAUGGUGUAGAAUUGAUAAGCAUAUGCAGAGACUAUCUAUAUGAUAAAAGGUACAUCGUGGUGUUUGAUGAUGUAUGGAAGGACGACAUAAAGAACAUGCUUUAUUGGAUAACAACAAAGGAAGCACAGGAGCUCUUAAGCAGAACUGCUUUUCAGUAUGAUGAAGAUAAACUAUGCCCUGAAGAGUUGAAUGGUUUAACUUUUGAAUUAGUCAAAAUAUGUGAAGGACUUCCCCUUGCAGUUGUGGCCAUUGGUGGACUUUUGGCAACCAAAGGCAAGGAUGUUGGUCAAUGGAAACGCUUACCUGAUAGCCUUAGUGCUGAGCUAGACAGUAGUUCACAUCUUUCAUAUGUAAAACAGAUACUUUCUUUUAGUUAUUAUGAUCUGCCUUACCAUCUCAAGGGUUGUUUCUUGUUCAUGGGCAUGUUUCCUGAAGAUUAUCCCAUAAGUUGCAAGAGACUGAUUCGGAUGUGGAUCGCAGAGGGGUUCGUAAAAGGUAAACACGGUAUGACCUUAGAAGAAGUUGCGAUGACGUACCUAUCCGAAUCGAUUAACAGAAGCUUGGUUCAAGUAUCAGUGAUCGAUUCUAUUGGCGAUGUCAGAAACUGCCAGCUCCAUGAUUUGAUGCGCGAAGUUGUUGUUUCCAAGUCCAAAGAACUGAGUUUUAUUCAAACAUGUCCAGAAAAUUUGUCCAACCAUGAUCGUGUAGCUCGACACAUUUCCAUCUGCAACAAAUCAAACAAUUUCCCAAUGGUUGUUGGUAAUUAUCAAACUCAUUCAGCAAUUUUCUUUCACAUAGAAGAAUUACCUAAAUCUUUCUGCUUCUUACUGUUCACAAAGUUCAAAUUGUUGAAAGAACUGGACUUUGAAGGAGUCCCAUUGACUUAUAUUCCAGAGGAACUGGGAAAUCUGUUCAAUUUGAAAUACUUGAGCAUAAGGGACACAAAGGUGAAAAAGCUCCUAAGAUCUAUAGGUAAAUUGCAUAAGCUUCAAACUUUGGAUCUAAAACGUUCAUUUGUAAGCGAGUUACCAGUUGAAAUCAACAUGCUCUUCAAUCUUCAAUAUCUUGUAGCUUACUACAAAGAUAAACAAAGCAUCAACAGUAUCAAUAGUCGAAGAGGGAUGAAGUUUUAUUCCAACUUUGGGAGCUUAGAGUCCUUAGAAAAGCUGUAUGAGGUGGACUUGGAGGCCUACAGUGGUGGUAAUUUCUUUCGCGAGUUAGCAAGAUUGAAGCAGUUGAGAAAACUAUGCAUCACUAAACUAAAAUCAGAAAAUGGGAAUGAUUUAUGUGAUGCAAUACAGCAGAUGAUCCACCUUCAGUCAUUGAGAAUUUCUUCUAUAAAAGAGGAAGAGCUUCUUCACCUACAUACAAUGUCAUCCCCUCCGGUUUUUCUCUGUUGCCUCAGGCUACGAGGAAUAUUAAUGAAGUUACCUGGUUGGAUUUAUGAACUGAGGAACCUCACAAAACUUACCUUAGAAUAGAAUAUCAGAUGAUUCACUUCAAAUCCUUGGUGUUCUACCAAAUUUACUCUUCUUGUGGAUUUUCGAGGGAUACAGUGGAGCUCAACU
Messenger RNA from Gossypium arboreum, 2540 nucleotides. Its product is annotated as disease resistance protein RPM1-like. The coding region runs from base 60 to 2453 and encodes 797 amino acids. Lineage: Eukaryota; Viridiplantae; Streptophyta; Magnoliopsida; Malvales; Malvaceae. Gene Ontology annotation, biological process: defense response to other organism. The record is from RefSeq and is a predicted model, not a curated record. Gene Ontology annotation, molecular function: ADP binding. The transcript is spliced from 2 exons.